Messenger RNA from Drosophila novamexicana, 2366 nucleotides. RefSeq lists its product as uncharacterized. Lineage: Eukaryota; Metazoa; Arthropoda; Insecta; Diptera; Drosophilidae. The transcript is spliced from 2 exons. The coding region runs from base 292 to 2118 and encodes 608 amino acids. The record is from RefSeq and is a predicted model, not a curated record.
UUUAAAUUGAUUUGCUUAAGGAAGGCUGGUUUUGGACAACCGAAUUGCUGCACAAAUGCUUCGUCCUAUUGCUGAUAGAGUUUUAAUGUGCGCCCCAAAGGCCGAACUUUGAAGUAGAUGAUGAUAUCAAAUCCAAAAUGAUUGGUUCUCCGUGUAAACAAAGUCGUCGUUGACAAAAUUUUCUUUUUUGGCAUGAACAAUAUUUUUGAAAAAAAAAAAUCUAGAUGAUUGCGCAAUAUUUUGCAAAACUUUGGCCAAAGUCCUUAAAAAGCACAAAAUUUAUUGCAUAAAAUGAAUCGCGGUCAUUAUGCUACCAGUAGCAUUUAUACACGCCGCCAGUCUACGGAUGUCUUCUACAACGAUCCGUUCAAAAUUCAAUCGUACAACUUUCGUUACGCUGAACGACCCGUCUAUCAGGUUCAGCAUUAUCAACGACCCCAGCCGCCGCAGCCGAAGCCUCCAACCUUCGAGACCUAUUACCAGAAUCCAAGGUUCAUCACCAGGUAUCAAGAAGCCAAGGCUGCUGCUCCGGCGACGAGUACCUUUGCUGAGCACAGACGUCGCAGGUAUUUGCAUGAUUUCAAGUGCAUAUCCUCGUUGCCAACCAAAGCUAAUAGCGUCCACGUGGUGUCCACUGAGCCGCGAAAGCCGGAUAUAGUAUCGGUGCCUCGUCGCCAGCUCUUUAGCAGUCCGCCCGAUGCGGUCUCUCACUUCCCACUGUUGCGCACCUGCUGCAAUCGAGAUGAGUAUCAGACGAUGCGGCGUGGCCAGAGCUUUACCACAAUCAGGCAAAGCACCGCUAACUCAAACGUAGCUCGCAGAGCUGGCAAAAGUGCCUCCGUUAGCUCUUUAAGGGAGCCGGAAAAAAAUUACUCUACGUGCACUUUUAAGGUGGAGCCGAGGCGCAGCGCCAGCAAUUGCAGCGGUUGUGCGAUCAACAUUAACAUAAAUGGACUCGACUCUGAGGCAGAGCUGGACAAGAGUUUGCGAAUUAAGAUUGAAACGGAUUCCUGCCUUCACAACAAUACGGACAAUUAUAAGGUACAUAAAUCUACGGCGCGCAUUGGCAGCUCCGAAAGUUUUGUCAUUGACAAGCGUCUGUCCAAGUUUAGCUUACCCGAAGCCCAGGUCCAGACUAAUUCGAGGCGCAUGGGUAGCUGUGAACAAGAUCUUUUGAUAGCCAAACGGCUGCAGGUGCAACUGGAGCGAAAGCGUAUGGAACAGGUGUGUCAGCAAGAGCUGCAAAAAGAACAAGAGCGUAUGCGGCUGCGUGAUCAGGAACGCGAGCGCAUGAGGCAGCUGGAAAGACAGCGCGAUCACGACAGGCUGAUGGAGAUAGAGGCGGAGCGGGAAAGGCAGAGGCUUCGUGGGCUAGAGCGGGAGGCUCAGCGCAAAAGAGAGUACGAACGUAUACGUUGCUACCAGGAGCAGUUGCGGCAGGAUAGACAACUGCGUCUGCCAAUGCGUGCCACGUCUCUGCCCACGUCAGUUGCAUCACCUGUAAUUAUGACAUCACAUCUCUACAGGCCAGCUUCGACUGAUCGUCUGCCAGGCAUGGUGCCCUGCUAUGUCCAUCAGUCCGCAGCUAGUUCCAGCACGCCGACGGCACGAGCCGAGCGGUUGCAAAAUUGCACUCGGAAUCUGACAACGUUGCGUUGCCUUAAGCGGCAAACAAGUCCACUGCCGGAGCGGCCGCAGUAUGAGGCACCGCCAGCUAGAACACUGGAACGCCGCAGCUCGGGAAGCUCGAAUUUCAAUGCCUGUGUGCUCGGGAGUGGCAGCAACGUCAGUAUACGACGUCUGUCCGCUACUCGCCUGAAUGAGCGUAAAUUACUUAAUCUUCACGUGAACGGCAUGCCCGUCAGCUCCAGUCAGCCCAUACACACGCGCAUCAACAACAUGCCCAUACGCAUUACCACAUCGCAACCCGUAGGUGAGGAUACGGAGUUCUCGCUGAAUAAGGUGCGGGUGCGCAAUGCCUCGCCCGCCGCAUGUCCAGUUCACGAGAGGAGGCGCAGCUGCGGCAGCCAUGGUUCCCGCAAUGAGGAGUCGGUUGCCAUGCCCUAUAAUGUCAACAUCAAUGUCUAUGCGGAUAACUUGCGCACGAUGCGUUUAUAAAUUGGAAAACCAAAUAUUUGCGGCUGAUAUAACGUCAGGAUAACUGUCAUGCAUGGCUAUAUAUAGCUACAUUUUUCAGUUAUUUGUACGCUGUACCAGCCACAAAUAUUUUUAUACAUUUUUUGGAUUCGUGCUCAAUAUUGCGUCUGCCGUCUUAUGUCAAUUUCAAACAUUUCGCGUCCUAUUCGCUAGUAUUAUUUUAAUAUAACAUACAUUUACUUUAAAUACAAAUUCGUUCUAGUCAACUA